This is a messenger RNA of Dreissena polymorpha, 2201 nucleotides long. RefSeq lists its product as uncharacterized. The transcript is spliced from 7 exons. The record is from RefSeq and is a predicted model, not a curated record. The coding region runs from base 1 to 2136 and encodes 711 amino acids. Lineage: Eukaryota; Metazoa; Mollusca; Bivalvia; Myida; Dreissenidae.
AUGGAUUUUCACCCAGAGAAGUGUAGCAUUCUCCGCGUCCACAGAAAGAGGAACUCAAUCACGCUCCGUUACUCCCUGAAAGACCACAUCCUCGAGACUGACUCGACUACCAAGUACCUGGGAGUAACCUUGUCCCAAAACUUUUCAUGGAACCACCAUAUGGACAUCACGGCGAAAAAGGGAAACAGUACACUCGGCUUCUUCCAGCGCAACCUACGCGUCAGCAAUGAGAAGGUCAAGACCACGGCAUACACUUCUCUUGUCCGGCCAGGCCUUGAGUAUUGCUCCACAUUGUGGAACCCAUUUACAAAGGACCUGGUUUACAAGCUUGAGAUGGUACAGAGGAGGGCUGCUAGAUAUGUGACCAACCGAUACCACAACACCAGCAGCGUAUCCUCCAUGAUCGAGCAUUUGGGUAGGGAGACGAUCGAGUCACGACGGACCAAAGCGCAACUCACCAUGCUGUACAAAAUCAUCAAUGACCUGGUGGAUAUCCCAGCCAACCAAUACCUUGUACAAGCCCCAAGUCGCCUUAAGGACCAUAACAAGAAGUACCACCAGCCGUCUUCAUCCACAUCUUACCACAAGAACUCAUUCUUUCCACGAACCAUAUCCGUUUGGAACCACCUCCCUGCGUCAGUCGCAGAGGCCCCUGACUUGGACACACCUCUCAUUAAUAGUUGGGACAUCAUGCUUCCGAAGGGAUUUAAACUCAGCUCGAGGCUCUGGCUUUCGUCGCUAGGCGUUGUGUCCACGUGCCUGUUGCUAGUGUAUGCGCUGCUGGGCAUAAGCAUUUGGCGCGGGGAUAAUCACAUGCGCUACUACAGCGACGUCUUGGUCUGCAACGGUACCAGCCAAGAACGUUCAUAUGAAAACAGUACGUAUAACAAUGAUUUGAAUUUGACGUCGGACACGAUGAUAAAUUUAACCGUUGACACCCCGGACCCGAAACUGAUUGGCAAUGGAAAAGACCUCAUCCAGCCUUUAAUGAAAAGGGUCGUCAACUUUCAGAAUAAUAUCAUCCUGUUUUCUGCCGUCGCCGGAAACUCCUCGUCUAAACAUAUCUGGGACACCAUCGACAUACAGGGAUGGGAGCAUAAAAGUCUUAGCAAUAAUACGUACAAGUGCUGCGUGCGGUACACAUCCGGUGCGCUGCGGAUGGUGCCGGCGAUCAGGAUCAACUGGACGAACUGGGUGACGGAAAUGAACGCCGUGCAGUUCGUCUGCUCUAAUCUUACUUCCCGAACCGGAGACCUACCGGACGUUGCCACCAUAGCGACCCACAAGAUGGAGUGCCAUAACUUAUACGACUGGCACCUACCAGUGACAUUCGCGCAUGCGCAUAAAAACGAGAUCGCCGUUUGCUCCAAGUUCGUCUAUGGCAGCGUGGCGGCCGACGACCUGCUCAGCUGGUUUGAGCUCCACCGGCGGCUGGGCGUUACCAAGGUGCUCGUGUACACUCACAAGCUGAACCCUGAAGCUUUCCAUGUACUGCGGUACUACCGGGCGCUAGGGAUUGCUGAUACGGUUCCCUUCAUAUUUCGUCUCGACGACCAACACAACCACCCUGAGAUCGGUGUGAAAAACGUACAGGCGUGGAAUGACGAGCAGGUUCCGGUGUUCGACUGCCUGGCGCGCCUGCGCGGAUACCGUUACCUCGCUCUUGUGGACACGGAUGAGUACCUAAUAUCCAACCGGGGACUGCCGUGGAUGAACAUGCUGGACGACCUGUCUGCUAAACAUCCCUCCGCAGCGGGCUUCAACUUCUACGUGAAAGUACACGUGACCUCGUGGAACAAGGCAAGAACGUGCUCCCAGUUCAAGGUCGGACAGUACCUGAACAGCACGCGCCCUAUGACUGAACGAUGGAAGCACGUGACCAUGCCCGAUCGGUUGAGGCAUGGCUCGCAGACGCACACGUUUAACCCUAACGAGAAGGCCGGGUUCAAUAGACACGUGGUGAGUGCGGAGGACGCCGUUAUUCACCACUUCCGGUCAUGUCGCACCCAGUGGAUAGAGGAGAACAGCGCGUGCAUUCAAUUUGGACAAAGUGCUGACGACACGGUUUCAAAACUUUUUGAGAAAAUCGAACCGGACGUUUUGAAAUUGAAAGCUCGAAUAUUCGAGUCGCAAUGACUCGGCAAGAUCAGAUAAGUUUGGCAGUAUGUCUCGGUGGCUUUUUGUUUAAUGUUCAUCAGAGG